Molecule: messenger RNA, 420 nt
Organism: Ascochyta rabiei
Lineage: Eukaryota; Fungi; Ascomycota; Dothideomycetes; Pleosporales; Didymellaceae
Exons: 2
Coding region: 1-420 (139 amino acids)
Source: RefSeq, a predicted model, not a curated record
AUGAUGGACCACCCCCGCGCCGUCCGUCCCCCUCCCGGUGCCCGUCGCAACCUUUUCCAAAGCUCAAGAAGACAAAACCCAACUGCCGUACGCCCAGAUACGGCUACCAUCUUCCAGCAGCCCAUGGAGGACGAGCUCGUCGAGCGGACACCAGACGGCGAAUACGCACUGUUUGCGCCGCAGACGGUGUACAAGCACAUGGCACUGGGGCUGGGCAAUGCGAGGGAAACGGAUGAAGAGACUGAGCAAGAGAAUCAGAUGAUCGAGCUGUAUGGCCAGCAGAAUGCGCACUGGGACAGGGAAGCUGUGGAAGCAGGGGUCAAGGCUGCGUUGAAGUCGAGCUUGACAAAGAAGGUGGCGAGCCUGGACGAGGACAAGUGGAUGUUUCAAGGAGACCCGGAUGCCCUGGGUAAAAAGUAG